GUUUCAAUAGCAUCUCUUGGAUGGAAUAAUUAAAUCUAGCGCUAUGUUACUACCUGCAGAUCCCGAAAUAUUACACAGAAAAUUCCAUUGCACUUUGAAAUGACCAACAUUUGAAUUUAAUAGAAAAAAAUCUUAAUUUGGGUCAGAUUUUGUUUCACUGUUGCACAUGAAAGGUGGGUGGAAGAAAGGCCGGGUGUUCCAAGGGAGGCUUCAGUGUCCACUGAAACGCCCAAGUUCUUUCCAAAGGGCCAUAGGAAUGCAUGGAAUUUCAGGGCAUCCCACGGACAUUUGGAAGGAGGAACAUCGGAAACUGCUUUUAUACUGAGUCAGACCCUUGGUCCAUCUAUCUCAGUAUUGUCUACACAGACUGGCAGUGGCUUCUCCAAGGUUGCAGGCAGGAAUCUCUCCCAGCCCGAUCUUGGAGAUGCUGCCAGGGAGGGAACUGGGAACCUUCUGCAUGCAAGCAGACAGGGGCUCUUCCCAGAGCGGCCUCAUCUCCUGAGGGGAAUACCUUACAAGGCUCACAAAUGUAGUCUCCCAUUCAAAUGCAAACUAGGGUAGACCCUGCUUAGCAAAGGGUACAAUUCCCACUUGCUAACACAAGACCAUCACCUUAAGUGGUGCAGCGGGGAAAUGCUUGAAUAACAAGCAGAAAGUUGCAGGUUCAAAUCCCCACUAGUACUAUAUCGGGCAGCAGCGAUCUAGGAAGAUACUGAAAGGCAUAAUCUCAUACUGCAUGGGAGGGGACAAUGGUCAACCCCUCCUGUAUUCUACCAAAGAAAACCACAGGGCUCUGUGGGAGCCAGGAGUCGAAGUCGACUUGACGGCACGCUUUACCUUUAACACAAGACCAGCUCUCUUUGCACCCUUUACUUUUGCUGACUGUCAGCAUUGCUUUGCAGAGUUGGACUGAUUUUUGUUUCGUGCAGCAUUCUGUUUGCAAUUGCAGCCCUCCUAUAUCGCUGUUCUCACACACUGGCAUGCAAGUGAGUUCAUCCUUCCCCUCAUGUCUGCCAACUGCGCCUGUUGUUUCUCCUGGGCAUUUUUCACAAAGCAGGCUUUACUGUGGGUUUACGAAAAGACUUUACUGCGAGUGUGAAGUUGGCCCCCCAAAACGAUGCCAAAAGUGGGUUUUUUUUACCCUGGAUAUAAAUCGGGCUACACUCUAACCUGUAACGAAAAACACAAAUCAUGUGUGAAGUGCUCCCUGAGAGCUUGCAGGGACUUUGGGGUAAAUCUGGGCGAUAUGUGAACGCAUCGCACACCUCCAUUCUGGAGAUGCGAGCUAAAAGCCCUGUGUGAAAAACACCCUGGCUCUGCAGAGGACAUCUCUGUCCUUGCACCUAUCCGAAGACAUGCAGGGCCAAACGCUGUGCCAUUGAUGUCACAUCUGGUGGUGUCCUGAGUUGCUGGGCAGUGGGUUUUGUGCUCCUUCCAGUUGCCAGCGACUUGGAAAUAGCCUCACCUCUUCAUUUCUUCAGUUUGGUGACUCAGAACAACACUUGGCUAGGGGUCCUUGAAAGAACAUUUCUUACCAGUGAAGCAAUCCCAGAGGACAUUUAAUACCCCAAUGUUUUGUUUAGCAAUAAGCUGAAGUCAAAUGCAGGGGAAAUCAUGAAGGCUUAAGGUGAACAUUUUAAAAUGCUAGAUAUAGAAAAUCAAGAGUGCAAUCCUGUGCACAAAUGUGGGAGUCAGACUCCUUGGAAAAGCACUGCAACUUGCUUUUGAUGAAAAGAUGGCAAAAUUCUGCCAUCUUUCCAUCAAAAUUCAUCACACUCUGGCAGAAUUCUGAUUCCAACCACAAUGGCAUUGUUUCUUUGCAAAAUCUUGUUAACGAUUCUUUCUCACUGCACGCUGAAGAACUCCAUCCUCAGAAGUGUCAUCAAGCAGUUAGAAACAAAGCCAGUUGUUACAGAUGCGGGAGCAACGUCGGGGUCGAGAUCCCUCAGCAUUUGGGGGAGAUUCGAGUCUUACCCUGCAACAGGACCAGGCAGGUGCCAAGCAAGAAAUGUGCGGUUGGGAUGAGCUCCCCUUCCCCCAGUGGCUUUGUGUGGCAGGACCACUGGCACCCCGUUUUCUGCAGUGUGUCCACUUUCGAGACCUCAGUGCAAAUCAACUCCUGCUUGAAACGGAAACUGGUUUACUUCAUGGGGGACUCAACGGUGCGGCAAUGGCUGUGGAAUCUCACCAAAAGAGUGAGCACCCUAAAAUACUUGGACAUACAUAAAUUUGGGAACUUAAAGAAUGGACUUGCUAUGGAUGUAUCUAGGAGCAUUCUAAUCCAAUUCAAGAAACAUGGCCAUCCCUAUGUCAGCUCCCAUGCCUACACCGUGACAGAUCACAGCUACAUUGCACGGGAAAUCGACAGCGUGGCAGGCGACAAGGACACAGCCGUGGUCAUUUCCCUGGGACAACACUUCCGCCCAUUCCCCCUUGAGCUCUUUGUUCGAAGAUUGAUCAAUGUGCGGGCUGCCAUCCAGCGCCUCCUCCUGAGGAGCCCAGAGACAAGGGUCAUCAUCAAAGCAGAGAACAUCCGCGAGAUGGACGCAGAGCCGGAGCGAUUUGGUGACUUCCAUGGCUACACCCAAUACCUUGCAGCCAAGGAUGUCUUCCGGGGUCUCAACGUUGGCAUGGUCGAUGCCUGGGACAUGACUCUUGCCUCUGCCACAAGCAAUGUUCACCCGCCACAUUAUGUUGUUGGGAACCAAGUCGAGAUGUUUUUAACUUAUAUCUGUUGAAAGGAGGGCAGAUGAAGUCUGCCAGUGUUGGGGAGACAAAGCAGAAGAGCUCCCCUCACAGCCUGUCCAUGCCCUGGGGUUUAAGGCAAGGCCCAGAUCGGAAGGGUUGUGCAACUACUUGCUUGCACCCAAGAGAACUCAAGGAGAAGGCAUCCCUCCCUUCCCAAGCGGCAUUUUGAAACUGGAGGGUAUUUUAAAAGCAGUUUCAAAUAUGGUGUGGGGUACAGGGAGGCCUGCCAUUGUAGGGAAGGAAUCUCAUGGCCCAGAGAGCCAGGUCCGUGGGCAUGCCUGAGAGCCAAUCUCUGGAUCUUUCCCCCUGUGGCCGCACCACAUGCCUAUACCUUGGUGCCUGCAAGCUCCUUUCAAACCUCACCAUGUUCUGCUGGGAAGCUGAGGGGGGAAUCAGAGGCCAAGGGGGUACACGGAAGCCACCUUGCCAUGGACUCUGGAGGAGGCGACCCUGAGCAAGCUAAGAUCUAUCCGCCACAGUUUCCUAUAUCCAAUAAAAGUAUAAUAUAGCUAUGGUCUGUUGUUGUGUUUACACAACUGUAAAGCGCUAUGUCAAUUCAAUCACCUUAGCACCCAGCUACACAAGCACACAAAGAGACAUACACACAAACACACACUCCACCUGGCUACUGCUGUGGGGUGUGUGUGUCAGAUAUCCAGCCCCCACCCCCAAUCAUGCCGGCGUUUGGGGGCACUUCCGCUCCAAGGACUUUGUCCUCCUGAAGCUCAGCUAGCAGGCCCUCUCCUCCGUCAGACGUGUUGAUGCUUGAAGUAUCAGAGCUGAGAGCUGGAUGUGCUUUUAAAAAUCAUAGUAUGAUACAUUCUGAAUAGCUCCAUGUGCCUGUGCUUGUGCGCUCUCUUCCUCGCUCACUCUCUCACUCUCAGCCCAGGAAAAGCGGAGGGAGCGGCACCCUACAUCUUGGAGUAACUUGGCCAAGCGGGGUAAAGGCACAAACCAAAUUGAACCAAAGCAUGACAGCAGAAGAGGAGAAAGAGGCAACUGUCUUCCAGCAAGGCUCAACAUAACCAAAGAGGGUGCCUGGAACCCAACCCAAGGGACCCUGCAAACAGGACUCUGUACCCUUGAUCCAAACAGCUACUGAGGAACGUAACCAACUAGUUGCAUCUAGGCAAACACAAAAUGCAGCCCAGGCAUAUCUUGUGCUUCUGCUAAUGAAGCACAAGAGAGCCAGCGUGGUGUAGUGGUUAGAGUGCUGGAUGAGGACUGGGGAGACCCGAGUUCAAAUCCCCCUUCAGCCAUGAGACUUGCUGGGUGACUCCGAGCCAGUCCCUUCUCUCUCAACCUAACCUACUUCACAGGAUUGUUGUGAAAGAGAAACUCAGGUAUGUAGUACACCGCUCUGGGUUCCUUGGAGGAAGAGCGGGAUAUAGAUGUAAUAAUAAUAAUAAUAAUAAUAAUAAUAAUAAUAAUAAUAAAGCAGGCUGAAAGAUCAGCUGGGGAAUUUUCUGCUUUCA
Molecule: messenger RNA, 4223 nt
Organism: Hemicordylus capensis (graceful crag lizard)
Lineage: Eukaryota; Metazoa; Chordata; Lepidosauria; Squamata; Cordylidae
Product: NXPE family member 1-like
Exons: 4
Coding region: 1683-2738 (351 amino acids)
Source: RefSeq, a predicted model, not a curated record